Rosa rugosa (rugosa rose) is the source of this 1209-nucleotide messenger RNA. RefSeq lists its product as uncharacterized. Lineage: Eukaryota; Viridiplantae; Streptophyta; Magnoliopsida; Rosales; Rosaceae. Bases 116 to 931 code for a protein of 271 amino acids. The record is from RefSeq and is a predicted model, not a curated record. The transcript is spliced from 5 exons.
AGAAAACCGGCCCAACGCCACAACUAAAUAAAGUGAAAUCGACGAUACACACAAAAAGCGAGACCGAGACGGCGGAAGAAACCCUAAAUCCCUAUCCGAUUCGAUCUCUGAAGACAUGGAUAGCAAUUUCUCAGGGGCGAUUGCAAAAUUGAGAGGAGCGUCGGACGAUGAGAUCUCGAUGGGGCAGCCCAAUAGCUCCGAGGCCAAAACAAAGGUCUCACCGAUCACCGAUCAUACUGAUUUGGUCCUGGAGGAGCCAGAUCGCCUAGGGAAAAAACCCGGCAAGGACAUUGCACACCCCGCAAAACCAGACAUCAGUGCUGCUGCAGCCAGUCUCAACCCUAAAUUAGCCGCCCUUUCUCUGGGAAACAAAGGGAAACGGUUGUGCUCUGGACCAAAAGGUCGUAUUUCUCGAAGGCGCAAUCGAAAAGAUAAGGGAGCGUCCAUUGGUCUAGGCAUCAAGUCCAAAGAACCAAAGGCUACUGGAGUGUCAGACAAAAACAAUAAAAAAGUGGCUGCAGUUGCUUCUUCUACUUCUGUCGUCACCGAAAGAGGAGGAUGUCAGAUCUGCGGUCAUGAUCACCAGCACAUUCGUUGCCCAUACUUGGAGUUGGUUCCACCUGGCGGAACUGUUGGCCCUGACUAUCUAGUAGUAUGUGGCGAAUGUGGUUAUGAGUUAAAGCAGCCUAUUCCGGCUUGUUGUUGGUCGUGCGGUUAUUGGGGAGGACGUGUGGUGGGGGUGUCUACCUUUGAUUAUAGAUUUCGUUACUACCUAGAUGAAUUUUAUAUAGAAGAACCAGUUACGGCAGAGUACAUGGACCCAGACAAGUACCCAGAACAAAAACCUGAAGAACCAGUUACGGCAGAGUACAUGGACCCAGACAAGUACACACAACAAAAACCUGUAAUGGCACAGUCCUCCUCAUUGUAAGUUAUUUGUGCAAGUAAAUUUGCUUCACUAGUGAUAUGACUCAUGACAAGUUAUUUAUGCGGGCAUGUAAUUAAGUUUCACCAGUGGGAGGAUGCCAAGAGAACAUGGCCUCUGUUUUAGUUGAGCUUUUAACGAUGUGUUGGUUGCUCUGGUUAAAGAUAUUGGCUCCAGAAGGGGAUUUGGUUGCAGUAACUUAAACACUACUUGAUGGAUGGACCCUUCAUGUAGUUUUUAUUUUUUACUCUUUCUAUAAUGGUUGCAGGAUUUCAUUUUUUGCC